AUGAUCAUGAUGCCUGACCACAUAAAUGGCUUCAUGACAACAUCAUUGGGCACAUGGGCUGAACGUGGGAUUUACGCCACCUCAAAGUUUGCCUGCCGCCCUUCGGAGCUUUUGAAUGUACUUUGUCACGGCCACAAGGGAAGUGCAGGUGUGAAAUGGCGUGAAGGAGAAAUGGCAGGGGGGAAAAUGAGGAGAAACACCUCAUCUGCUGUAUCCCAGGAGAGGACUGGGAGGAAGGAGACCAUCCAACCACAGGCAAAACUCCUUGACAUUCCAGAAUGGAAGCAUAAUACAACGUUAACUGCAAGGAUAAGAAAAGACAUACUGAAAUUUCUGGAUGCAGAAAAGGACAUUUCGGUUCUGAAGGGCAAACUGAAGGCAGGGGAUAUUAUUCAUUAUAUAUUUGACAGGGACAGGACCCUGAAUAUAUCCCAUAGUCUGUACGAGCUGUUACCAAGAACAUCGCCAAUGAAAAAUAAGCAUUUCAAAGAGUGUGCAAUUGUAGGAAAUUCUGGCAUUCUGCUCAAGAGUGGCUGUGGACAAGAGAUUGAUGAUCACCAAUUUGUGAUAAGAUGCAAUCUUGCCCCAGUGGAAGAGUAUGCACAAGACGUUGGGUUGAAGACCGAUUUAGUAACUAUGAACCCUUCGGUGGUGCAGCGUGCGUUCGAAGAUUUGAAGAACGAGACAUGGAAGGAGAAGCUGCUUCAUCGGCUAAAAAUGUUGGAUGGCGGAAUUCUCUGGAUCCCGGCUUUUAUGGCUAAAGGGGGAGAGGAGCGAGUAGAAUGGGUGAACAAUCUCAUCAUAAAGCAUAAACUCCAUGUGCAAACUGCUUACCCAUCACUGAGGCUCCUACAUGCUGUGCGGGGGUACUGGUUAACUAACAAGGUCCUAAUCAAACGCCCCACCACUGGCCUCUUGAUGUAUACUCUUGCCACUCGGUUCUGUGAUGAAAUCCAUCUCUAUGGCUUCUGGCCUUUCCCUAAGGACCACAAGGGAAAUGCAGUGAAGUACCACUACUACGACAGCUUGACGUAUGAGUAUAACUCAAGGGCUACUCCACACACAAUGCCACUGGAGUUCAAGACACUGCGAAAUAUGCAUCUCCAGGGUGCAUUGAAACUCAACAUCGGAGCAUGCAGGUUGACAACAUAG
This is a messenger RNA of Rhincodon typus (whale shark), 1152 nucleotides long. RefSeq names its product alpha-2,8-sialyltransferase 8B. NCBI's taxonomy places the organism in Eukaryota, Metazoa, Chordata, Chondrichthyes, Orectolobiformes, Rhincodontidae. Gene Ontology annotation, molecular function: alpha-N-acetylneuraminate alpha-2,8-sialyltransferase activity. The record is from RefSeq and is a predicted model, not a curated record. Gene Ontology annotation, biological process: N-glycan processing; oligosaccharide metabolic process. Bases 1 to 1152 code for a protein of 383 amino acids. The transcript has 5 exons.